Carica papaya (papaya) is the source of this 1339-nucleotide messenger RNA. RefSeq names its product non-specific lipid-transfer protein A-like. Gene Ontology annotation, biological process: lipid transport. Lineage: Eukaryota; Viridiplantae; Streptophyta; Magnoliopsida; Brassicales; Caricaceae. The record is from RefSeq and is a predicted model, not a curated record. Gene Ontology annotation, molecular function: lipid binding.
UGGGAAGAAAAUAUAUAUAUAUAUAUUAUAGUCUAGUUUGAAUCUAAAUUUUUUUUAGUAGAGAAAUAAAGAAUUUACCCAAUAUUUAUGAAGAUGAAUAUAUAUAUUAGAUUAUAUAUGUUUGAGGGAGGGAAGAUUGUAUUUGAUUUUCUUUUUCAAUUCAUUAGAUUGUUUGCUAUACAUAUAUAUAUAUAUAUAUAUAUAUAUGGAUGGGCAAUUUGUUCAUUUUGCAAAUGCCCCAUUGCAUAUUAGCUCAAUCUUCAAACCAAGAUCCACUUGUUCAUCACCUAAAUUCACACCAAAAUAUCCCAACUCUGUUUCUCUCUCCACACCUGCAUAUAUAUAUAUAUAUAUAUAUUAAGAUUAAUUUAUAUCGAUUUGAUCAACUACAAAAGGUACAAGUAUUUUUGAAAACUAAUUCUCAGUUUCGGAUAUCAUCUACUGAAGAUUAAGAAAGAGUAGAUUCUCAAGAAGUAUUAUUAGAUGGUGAUAAGGCGUUCUGAACAUCAUCAAGUGAAGAUUAAGAAAGAGGAGAUUCCCAAGAAGCAUUAGUAGAUGGUGAUAAGGCUAGGAUAAGACCUAACAGAAAGUUCAAACAAGAUUCAGAAGCUUAUCCCCAUUUACUAUUUUAGGAAACCCACAAGCAAACCCAGAUGACAAAACACAGUAACAGCUAUGGUUAUAGUAUAAUCCCCUUUACACGCCUAUAUAUAUACACCCUGCCAUUUCACUCCAAAACAGGAAACUGGUUUACCCAAAACGAAAAGAGGAAACUAGUACCGAUCAGUGGUUCCUGCUUCGAAGUAAGCUAAAAUGAAGUGUGUUAUUGCAUCUAUCCUGGUUGCAUUUAUGGUGGUUCAGCUGGUGGCCAUGAAGCCAGGUGAGGCAGCCGUGACUUGCGGCCAGGUCGAUGCAUCACUUGCUGCCUGCAUUCCCUACCUGACGGCCGGCGGUACUCCGGCUCCGGCGUGCUGUGAUGGCGUGAAGAAUAUCAAGGCCAUAACUCCCACCGCCGCCGACCGUCAAGCUGCCUGCAACUGCGUGAAGGAGGCGGCUGGUCGGUACCCUAAUAUCAAGGAAGAUGCAGCAGCUUCUCUCCCCACCAAGUGCGGCGUUCAAAUGAAUAUUCCCAUCUCCAAGAAUACCAACUGCCAAAACAUCAACUGAGAUGGAUGGACGCAAUUAGAGAAGAAGGUAAUUAAUAAAGCUGGGCAAAGCUUAAGUUUCUUUGGAUCAGGACUGAAGAGAACCAGAGGAUUAAGUACAUAUAUAUAUAUGUAUAUGUAUAUAUAUGUAUGUUACUUCAUAAAUAAUAAAAUUUUGUUGUCAUGAUGGUCAU